AUGAUCUGUCUCCCACAGAAUUAUUUGUUGAGCCCAUCAUCAUCAUCAUCAUCAUCAUCAUCAUCAUCAUCAUCAUCAUCAUCAUCAUCAUCAUCAUCAUCAUCAUCAUCAUCAUCAUCAUCAUCAUCAUCAUCAUCAUCAUCAUCAUCAUCAUCAUCAUCAUCAUCAUCAUCAUCAUCAUCAUCAUCAUCAUCAUCAUCAUCAUCAUCAUCAUCAUCAUCAUCAUCAUCAUCAUCAUCAUCAUCAUCAUCAUCAUCAUCAUCAUCAUCAUCAUCAUCAUCAUCAUCAUCAUCAUCAUCAUCAUCAUCAUCAUCAUCAUCAUCAUCAUCAUCAUCAUCAUCAUCAUCAUCAUCAUCAUCAUCAUCAUCAUCAUCAUCAUCAUCAUCAUCAUCAUCAUCAUCAUCAUCAUCAUCAUCAUCAUCAUCAUCAUCAUCAUCAUCAUCAUCAUCAUCAUCAUCAUCAUCAUCAUCAUCAUCAUCAUCAUCAUCAUCAUCAUCAUCAUCAUCAUCAUCAUCUUGA
Molecule: messenger RNA, 519 nt
Organism: Schistosoma rodhaini
Lineage: Eukaryota; Metazoa; Platyhelminthes; Trematoda; Strigeidida; Schistosomatidae
Source: the annotation of a GenBank genome assembly